CGGCGGGCGCGGCGGGGCCGCAUCUGCAUCGGCCGCCGCCGCCGCUGCGGGGCUGCGAACAAAGAGGAGGAGCCGAGGCGCGAGAGCAAAGUCUGAAAUGGAUGUUACAUGAAUCAUGUUAAGGGAUGCACACGAUUAUGAACGUUCCUGAAGCUUUUCUGUCAGUCAAAUAGAUAAAAGAUGGAUGAAUCUGCCUUGUUGGAUCUUUUGGAGUGCCCUGUGUGUCUAGAGCGCCUUGAUGCUUCUGCAAAGGUUUUGCCUUGCCAGCACACGUUUUGCAAACGAUGUCUGCUGGGGAUUGUAGGUUCCCGGAAUGAACUGAGAUGUCCCGAGUGCAGGACUCUUGUUGGCUCGGGUGUGGAGGAGCUUCCCAGUAACAUCCUGCUGGUCAGACUCCUGGAUGGCAUCAAGCAGAGGCCUUGGAAACCUGGCCCUAGUGGGGGCAGUGGGACCAACUGCACAAAUGCGUUAAGGGCCCAGGGCAGCACGGUGGGUAAUUGUAGCUCAAAAGAUCUGCAGAGUUCCCAGGGUGGACAGCAGCCUCGGGUGCAAGCCUGGAGUCCCCCAGUGAGGGGUAUACCUCAGUUACCAUGUGCCAAAGCAUUAUACAACUACGAAGGAAAAGAGCCUGGAGACCUUAAAUUCAGCAAAGGAGACAUCAUCAUUUUGCGAAGACAAGUGGAUGAAAAUUGGUACCAUGGGGAAGUCAAUGGGGUCCAUGGCUUUUUCCCCACCAACUUUGUGCAGAUUAUUAAACCAUUACCUCAGCCCCCACCUCAGUGCAAAGCACUUUAUGACUUUGAAGUGAAAGACAAGGAAGCAGACAAAGAUUGCCUUCCAUUUGCCAAGGACGAUGUUCUGACAGUGAUCCGCAGAGUGGAUGAAAACUGGGCUGAAGGAAUGCUGGCCGACAAAAUAGGAAUAUUUCCAAUUUCAUAUGUUGAGUUUAACUCGGCUGCUAAGCAGCUGAUAGAAUGGGAUAAGCCUCCUGUGCCGGGAAUUGAUGCUGGAGAAUGCACCCCUGCAGCAGCCCAGAGCAGCACCGCCCCAAAGCACUCCGACACCAAGAAGAACACCAAAAAGCGGCACUCCUUCACCUCUCUCACCAUGGCCAACAAGUCCUCGCAGGCAUGCCAGCACCGCCACUCCAUGGAGAUCAGCCCCCCUGUCCUCAUCAGCUCCAGCAACCCCACAGCGGCCGCGCGGAUCAGCGAGCUGUCCGGGCUUUCCUGCAGUGCCCCUUCUCAGGUUCAUAUAAGUACCACCGGGUUAAUUGUGACCCCGCCCCCAAGCAGCCCAGUGACAACUGGUCCCUCGUUCACUUUCCCAUCAGAUGUUCCCUACCAGGCUGCCCUUGGAACUAUGAAUCCUCCUCUCCCCCCACCACCUCUCCUGGCUGCCACUGUCGUUGCUUCCACACCGCCAGGCGCUGCUGCUGCUGCUGCUGCCGCCGCUGCUGCCGCCGCCGCCGCUUCUGGAAUGGGACCGAGGCCCGCGGCAGGAUCCACUGACCAGAUUGCACAUUUACGGCCUCAGACUCGCCCCAGUGUGUAUGUUGCUAUCUAUCCAUACACUCCCCGGAAAGAGGAUGAACUAGAGCUGAGAAAAGGGGAGAUGUUUUUAGUGUUUGAGCGUUGCCAGGAUGGCUGGUUCAAAGGGACAUCAAUGCAUACCAGCAAGAUAGGGGUUUUUCCUGGAAAUUAUGUGGCUCCAGUCACAAGGGCAGUGACAAACGCUUCCCAAGCUAAAGUCCCUAUGUCAACUGCUGGUCAGACAAGUCGAGGGGUGACCAUGGUCAGUCCUUCCACUGCAGGAGGGCCUGUCCAGAAGCUCCAGGGAAAUGGUGUGGCUGGGAACCCCAGUGUUGUCCCCACGGCGGUGGUGUCUGCAGCUCACCUCCAGACGAGUCCUCAGGCUAAGGUCUUACUGCACAUGACUGGGCAGAUGACAGUCAACCAGGCCCGCAACGCCGUGAGGACAGUUGCAGCACACAGCCAAGAACGCCCUACAGCAGCAGUGACGCCUAUCCAGGUACAGAACGCCGGCUGCCUUGGCCCUGCGUCUGGGGGCCUGCCCCAUCAUUCGUUGGCCUCUCCACAACCUCCGCCUCCAGUGGCAGCCUCUGCUGCCCACGUCGCUGCUGUCAGCAUCAGUCGAGCCAAUGCCCCCCUGGCCUGUGCAGCAGCGGCUGCUCUGACCUCCCCGGGCGUCACCACUGCCUCUCUGGAGACGGAGCCCAGUGGCCGGGCGGUGACCAUUCUCCCUGGUCUUCCUGCGUCUUCUGACAGUGCUUUAUCAGCUUGUGGAAACAGUUCAGCCACCAAACCAGACAAGGAUAGUAAAAAAGAAAAGAAGGGGUUGUUGAAAUUGCUCUCUAGCGCCUCCACCAAACGGAAGCCCCGCAUAUCCCCUCCGGCAUCCCCCACCCUGGAAGUGGAGCUGGGGGGCAGCGAGUUGCCCCUGCAGGGAGCAGUGGGUCCUGAGCUGCCAUUAGGGGGCGGCCACGGGAGGGCUGGCUCCUGCGCCUUGGACGGAGAGGGCCCAGUGGCAGCGUCGGCCGUAGGGGCGGCCCUUGCCCAGGAUGCUUUUCAUCGGAAGACCAGCUCCCUGGACUCUGCUGUCCCCAUCGCUCCCCCUCCUCGGCAGGCAUGCUCCUCCCUGGGGCCUGUCAUGAAUGAGUCUAGGCCUGUUGUUUGUGAAAGGCACAGGGUGGUGGUUUCCUAUCCUCCUCAGAGUGAGGCAGAACUUGAACUGAAAGAAGGAGAUAUUGUGUUUGUUCAUAAAAAACGAGAGGAUGGCUGGUUCAAAGGCACAUUACAACGUAAUGGGAAAACUGGCCUUUUCCCGGGAAGCUUUGUGGAAAACAUCUGAGGAGACCAGCGCUGAAAAGGCUUCACGUCACAUCACACAACAAAAUAGCACAACGCAAUGUAAUGGAAAGAGCACAUCGUUAACUUCCGGGUGAUCAGGAGCUGAGCGAAGGUUGGUGUGUAACUUCAGUUACACCAGUGAGCAGAGUGAAGGUGUCAGUGUGGGCUCUCGCACUCUGCAUCUGAUGUGGAAGGUGUGCCUUGUACUAUCUUGUACCAUACAGACAAAACCGUCUUUCGUUUUUUUUUUUCCCUAAAGGUAUAUAACUAAAAUGGACAAUUGUUUACAAGGCUUAACUAAUUUAUUUGCUUUUUUAAACUUGAAAUUUUCUUGUAAUAGAUAAAUUCUUUGGAUUAUGAUUUUAAGAAAUUAUUAAUUUAUGAAGUGAUAGCUAAGGAGAAGCUGGAUUAUCUCCUGUUGAGAGCAAGAGAUUCUUUGAGAGCGACUGCGUCUUCCCCUCCCCAACAACCCCUGCCCCUACUGUUACACUUUGCUUCUUUGACACAGAAAUUCCAGUUCUCUGAUUUGGUUUUCCUCCUGGAGAAACCAAACAUACAACUGAAUCAGUAGCCGUGAAAACCUGGGGUGGGGAGACAGAGACUUGACGGAAGUUAGUGAAUCUCUGUCUUUGUGGUUUGGCAAGAAUCACCUUAAGACCUAGUCCUCAGUUUAGUUUUGUGGGUGUUUAAUUUUCCUAGACUGAAAUCAAUGAAAUGAUGAGGAAGAAUAAAGCACAACCUUUGAACAAAAAUGUAUUCAUAAAUAUAUGUACUUUCCUAACAGAAGCAGUUCAAUUCAUUGGUUGGAAAGUAGGGAAAAUGGAAGUUGUACUCGUUGUCUGAGAAUGGCUAUGAAAUGUCAUUUCCCAUUUUACCCCAAGUGGUCUGCAUGCCCAGGACACAAUAAAAUGUUUGUGAGAUAGUGGUGGUAAGUGAUGCACUCGUGUUAAAGUCAAAGGCUGUAAGAAACACUGUGAAAAGUUGACAUUCAUCCAUUGUGAAUCUCCCCCACCACGUUGCAUGUGUUGUUGGCGUCCCACAGUAAUGUAGACUGUGCAUGGUGUGUCUAUGUCACUGCGGUUUCCUGCUGAGGUUAGUUUGCACUCAGAAUUGACCGAGGCAGGUGGUGUAAACUAAACAGUAUUCUCUUCUCUACCCCCAAAGCCACUGCUGACCAGCUUCUCUUGAGUGCACUUGCUCCUUCUCUGGUGAAGGCAUCCAGUAGCCAUUACACAAGUCCUUAAUAAAAAUGCUCUUUCAUUUCCUGCCAGCAGACUGACAUGAGCAUGAGCUUUUCUGGGAGAUGCCCCGUGACUGUUCUGGGGAAGCUCUGGAAGGCUUGACGGGAGUGGAUGUGCCCACACCUUACAAUUGUGGCAGGAUGCAGCUGAACCCAUCUUUUUAUAUCCACACUUUGAUGUCAUUGGCCUCUCCCACCAGUUUCAUUACGGUGCCAUGCAGUUGUGGGUCUGGGUAGUUCUGGAAACAAAAGGAGGGAAGAUAGCCUGGUAGGGAAUAAGAUUGUUAGUACAGUUUUCUCAUGGGAAAUAAAUAAUUUUUUUUUUUUUACUUUAAAGAAUUAAAACUGGGAAAUAGAAACAUGAACUGAAGUCUUCUUAUAAAGGAAGACGUUUCAUGGUCUUAAAGAAAUAUGUGGUUGAAAGUGGAAUCAUUCCUAAAGUAACUUUUUUUUUAUAAAACACUGUACAUUAUUAUGUUCUUGUGUGUUGAAUUUUUAAAAAAAAACUUCAAUAUUCAUGUAAUAUAUAAAGGGUUGGUGAAAUGAACUUUAGAAAAAAAGCUGACAUCAGCUUUCAUUUGUGUAAGUUGACACCAAUGUGUCAUAAUAUUCUUUAUUUUGGGAAAAUUAGUGUAUUUUAUAAAAAUUUUAAAAAGUAAAAAGACUACUACAGGUUAAGAUAAUUUUUUACCUGUCUUCUCCAUAUUUUAAGCUAUGUGAUUGAAGUACCUCUGUUAAUAGUUUCCUGGUAUAAAGUUGGUUAAAAUAUCAUCUGUUAAUAGAUCAUUAGGUAAUAUAAUGUAUGGGUUUUCUAUUGGUUUUUUGGAGACAGUAGAUGGAGAUUUUGUAACAAGGGCUUGUUACACAGUGAUGUGGUAAUGAUAAAAUUGCAAUUUAUCAUUCCUUUUCAUGUUAAUAAUUUGAGGACUGGA
Lepus europaeus (European hare) is the source of this 5042-nucleotide messenger RNA. It is a transcript of the gene SH3RF1, whose product is annotated as SH3 domain containing ring finger 1. The transcript has 12 exons. Lineage: Eukaryota; Metazoa; Chordata; Mammalia; Lagomorpha; Leporidae. Gene Ontology annotation, molecular function: protein binding. The record is from RefSeq and is a predicted model, not a curated record. Bases 181 to 2871 code for a protein of 896 amino acids.